Hibiscus syriacus is the source of this 2116-nucleotide messenger RNA. Its product is annotated as serine/threonine protein phosphatase 2A 57 kDa regulatory subunit B' kappa isoform-like. Gene Ontology annotation, biological process: signal transduction. NCBI's taxonomy places the organism in Eukaryota, Viridiplantae, Streptophyta, Magnoliopsida, Malvales, Malvaceae. Gene Ontology annotation, cellular component: protein phosphatase type 2A complex. Gene Ontology annotation, molecular function: protein phosphatase regulator activity. The coding region runs from base 391 to 1914 and encodes 507 amino acids. The transcript has 3 exons. The record is from RefSeq and is a predicted model, not a curated record.
UGGAAGUUUAUGUUGUUAGUUAAACGUAAAUGAGAUCUGGGUUUCUUUCAAUUUCUCAUAAAGCUUGUGAAUUUGUGCUGGAUCUUUGGCCAUUUUCUCUGUGGUUCACUGUACUUUCAGAUCUUAAGCUUAUAUUGCUUUUUCCUAUUGUGAAACAAAAUUCUCCGUUUGCUUUUACAGUUCAUCAUCACAACAUUGCUGCUGUUAGGCCCUGUUUCUAAAAGUUCAUGACUUUCUUUUCGGGGAACUUAGUUUUCUCUAGUUUUAUGGUAUCAAAGUGAGUGCUUUAGUUUGAUUUAUUUUGCCCUCGCUGAAGAAUAAUGCUGGUGGCAGUUGUGACACGGUGAUUUGGGGGCGGUUGGCACUGCCGGAAGUUGCUUUGUUUCCAUCAUGAUCAAACAAAUUCUAAGCAAACUCCCACGGAAGUCACAAAAGUCAGAUUCAUUAGAUUCAGCUGGGUUUGAUUCUGGAAAUCAUACUUCGAACUCGGGCAAUGGAGUUCAGUGUACAAAUAUCAGGAAUAGUAUAGCAAGUCGACUAAGUGUUGUUAAACGGGUGUCGUCGGCUGUUUUUCCUGCUAGCAUCAUGGCUGGAGCGGAGGCAGUGGAUCCGAAUCUGUCUUUCAAGGAUGUCUCAAAUCCACAGAAGCAGAACCUGUUUAUCAGUAAAUUGAACCUAUGCUCUGAGGUUUCUGAUUUCAAUGAUCCCGAUAAAGCUACUCCCAAGCAAGAUCUUAAAUGCCAAACAUUGAUAGAACUUAUCGAUUUCGUUUCUUCGGGGUCUGCAAAGUUCAACGAACCAGCAGUCGCUGCAAUGUGUCAAAUGUGUGCGGUUAAUCUGUUCAGAGUUUUUCCACCUAAAUAUCGCUCUAAUGUCUCCAGUGGUGAAGCAGAAGAUGAUGAACCAAUGUUUGACCCUGCCUGGUCCAAUUUGCAACUCGUGUAUGAUCUACUUCUUCGGUUUAUCAGUUACAAUUCUCUUAAUGCAAAGGUGGCAAAAAAGCAUGUGGAUCAUUCUUUUAUUCUGAGAUUACUCAACCUCUUUGAGUCCGGAGACCCUCGGGAAAGAGACUGUUUGAAAACAAUUCUUCAUAGUAUUUAUGAGAAGUUCAUGGUACACAGGCCCUUUGUGCGAAAAGCUGUUAGCAAUAUCAUCUAUCGUUUUGUUUUUGAAACCGAAAGGCAUAAUGGUAUUGCUGAGCUCUUGGAGGUUUUCGGAAGUAUUAUUAGUGGGUUUGCUAUGCCAUUGAAGGAGGAGCACAAAAUGUUUCUGUGGAGAGCUCUUAUUCCGCUACACAAGCCAAAAUCGGUGGGAGUUUAUCAUCAGCAAUUAACUUACUGCGUUGUACAGUUUAUAGAUAAGGAUCAGAAGUUAUCUAACAGUGUGAUUAAGGGGCUGUUAAAGUACUGGCCAAUUACAAACAGCCAGAAGGAGUUGAUGUUUAUAAGCGAGUUAGAAGAGAUUUUGGAGAUGACUAACAUGGUUGAGUUCCAAAAGAUCAUGGUUCCAGUGUUCCGGCGAAUUGCAUGCUGCUUAAAAAGCUCCCAUUACCAGGUGGCCGAACGAGCUCACUUGCUAUGGAACAACGAGCACAUCCUCAAUCUUGUUACGCAAAAUCGCCACGUGAUUUUCCCUCUCAUCUUCCCGUCCCUUGAGAAGAAUUCUCAGAAUCAUUGGAAUCAAACAGUGCUUAACCUGACACAGAACAUACGGAAGAUGUUCAGCGAGAUGGAUGAAGAGCUUCUGCUUGCCUGUCAGCGCAAGUUGGAGGAAGAAAACUCCCAAUCCAUCGAAGCAGCCGAGAGGAGGAAACUAGAAUGGGAACGUCUGGAAACAACUGCCGCAGCUUUCAAACCUUCAGCUACUAAUAUUAUCCCUCCCGUACAACCUGCCGAUCUCCCAGUUGCCUGUUAAGCUCUCAAGGAACUGCAAAUGGCAAUAGAUAGAUUUAGUUCGGAUCGCAGUGUUUGAUGUUGCUUUCUUGAAUAUGGCCAGGUUGUGAUUCUGUGGGGUUUGCAUUUGUAUCUAAAGCUGAAGUUGCUGUACUGAAAAUUAUUAGUGUUACUACAUUACUAUUGCCUGGAAAGAUUCAGAGGCAUCGAGUUGUUGGAUUGCA